Messenger RNA from Trypanosoma theileri, 1149 nucleotides. RefSeq lists its product as uncharacterized. Lineage: Eukaryota; Euglenozoa; Kinetoplastea; Trypanosomatida; Trypanosomatidae. Bases 1 to 1149 code for a protein of 382 amino acids. The transcript has a single exon. The record is from RefSeq and is a predicted model, not a curated record.
AUGGAUGGUCUUGCGGUAACGUCAUCUCACCAUUUAUAUGAUAGUAACAGUAGCAGUAGUGAUAUGGAGAGCACAGCCAGCGAAAUGACUCCUAUUGACUCUCUGGCGUCCUCUGAUGAUAUUCAGGAGAUUGAUUUUGAACUACAAGAGACACUUAUCCUUCCGCAACAACAUAAUAAAGUUGCUGUCUCUCCUACUAGGGAGACAGAACCUUGCAUUGUGUAUUUGCGUCUUGAUGACAACAUGGUACAAAAAGAUACUAGUGGUAUUUGUACUGAUACUCCACUCAUUCAUGAAAUAUUUAGUAGUACGUUACCGGCUUUGAACCAUGACGGUAGAAGUAGUAGUGCUGAUGGGACAGAUCACUUUGAUAAACACUUUUUGCACGACUCCGUAGAGGAGAUUUCUAGUAUUGUUUCAGUAGAGGAAAAAGAACCUUUAAACGAAACAGCGGCAACAGCGAGAGCUCUUACUAUUCGCCAUUCCUCUGCAGCAUUGCUUAAUGCAUAUUUUCACCUGAAACGUACUGUAAAGCAGCGAACAUACCGGCUCUACUAUGUCAAGUGGAUACAGUUCCUUAUGCGUAGAUGUUUUCUCUCAGCAUCAACACAAACAGCAACAGAAGACGCACCACAUAACUUGGGUUUGGUAGAAUCGUCGUUGAAGAGUGAUGUGUCAACGAAGCAUGGGAAUGAUCUGUUCACACCACCACCGUGCUUGCGUAAGUCCCCAUUUCGUGACAACUUUGAGAGUAACAAAAAUCCGACUGAGGGUAAUUCUUUAUACUACCAAAAUAGGAAAUAUAAACCACAAAAACCAUUAUCGUCCUCAACAACUGGAUCUACCUUUAUGUCUAUGAACAACAAGAACAAAAGUAACAACAACAACAACAACAAUACUACCCCUGAUAAUAGCAUCAUCAUAAAGUCUCCAAAUUCAUUAUUGUAUUCAAGACUACGAUCUAGAAGUAAACCAUGUAUUUUACUCGACUACGGUGAACUGUCAUUACCCCCAAACCGUGGCGUUGCCCAAUCAGAUUACGUACCAAGUACCAAACUACCGAAACUCAUCACCUUUCCUGAAAACGUUACCGUUCUCUCUUCUUCCACUGUCUACAUAAAUCGUUCUCCUUUCCUUAAUAGAAAAUGA